Messenger RNA from Orussus abietinus, 2469 nucleotides. Its product is annotated as membrane metallo-endopeptidase-like 1. The transcript is spliced from 18 exons. Gene Ontology annotation, molecular function: metalloendopeptidase activity. Lineage: Eukaryota; Metazoa; Arthropoda; Insecta; Hymenoptera; Orussidae. The record is from RefSeq and is a predicted model, not a curated record. Gene Ontology annotation, cellular component: plasma membrane. Bases 60 to 2336 code for a protein of 758 amino acids. Gene Ontology annotation, biological process: protein processing.
AUGCGGAUGCACCGGCUUGCUGUAUGUUAACUUCCGGCAGGGUACAAAUGUAAAUAAAAAUGUAUUUGACAAUCAGCAAUACAUCAAGAGGUAACAGAAGAGUAGGUGCUACAGGUUUUAAUUUACACUGCUUAGUUCUUUGUUUGCUAGUCAAUCUAGUGCCAGUAAAGGCAGGAUCAACGUUAACAAAAAUGUUAGGUACUACUGGAUCUCCUCAAACAGGUAGCAGCAAUUUUGAGACGUGUCUUACCGACGACUGCAGAAUUACAGCGGCGGAAAUUUUAAGAAAUAUGGAUUCUAAUGUAGCACCUUGUACCAAUUUUUAUGAGUUCGCCUGUGGUAAUUACAAGACUCGUAUCGACUUGAGUACAGUGGACGAUCAUUACAACCGCUUCAAAGAGAUUGAAAUAACUGUCAGUCAUCGAUUACGAGACAUCAUUUACGAGCCAAUUACUGCGAGGGACGCUGAGGCCGUGAAAAAAGUGAAGAAAGCCUUCCAUGUUUGUAUGGAUGAAGAGCGUAUUGACCAGAUGGGAAUGGCGGAAAUAAAAUCUAUUCUAGCAAAGAAAGGAGGUUGGCCGAUAGUAACGUCUUCUCGUAAAGAAGGGACUGCAGUUCCUUGGUAUGAGCUUGAUAAGUGGUAUAUUAGCAUCAUGGGUGAAUCCGCAUUUUUCCGAUUUAAUAUCGAGCCCGACAGUAUCGAUCCCACUAAACACGCCUUCGUGUUAAUGCCCAGUUUGUCUACUCUACCGACAAACGUACUGCAGAAGUCAUCGCAUCAUCAAGGCAAAAUGGAUACCUACCGGAAAUUUAUCGUCGACGUCGCUGAACAAUUUUUGGAGGAAACAAGCAUUUGGGAUGCGAAUAAGGUGCAAGAUGUGAAAGAUAUCAUGGAUUUGGAAAUCGCUCUAGCAAGGAUUAAACAUGUCGAACGAUUAGGCAGUCGCAUGAUACCACCGGAGAAAAAGAGAUUCAUAAUGUCUGAAUUUGUCCGAAGUCAAAAGAUGCGACAACGAUCGAAACCGCAGGCUAAGAUAGAUUGGAAGAGUAUCCUUCAAAGCUUCUUAGCAAACAGUGAUCUUAUGUACGAUCCUGCGUGGAAGAUGAUAGUAUACGAUUUGCCCUAUUUUCAACAGUUGGAGAAGGUGUUAUCGGAGGUACCGGCUAAAGUCAUAGUUAAUUACAUCCAUUGGCAGUUCAUUCGUCGUUUACUGGGAAGUAUAAAUAGUGCUUUGGAAUUUCUGGACUAUCAAUUGCGGAGUGGGACGUUAAAGAAAAAACCCAAUUCAGAGCGAUGGAUGGAAUGUUUGAACAGUAGUCCAGCUCAACUUGCAAUUAUUCAUCGAUAUUUGGAAAAACACGUUCCAUUAAAAUCCGAAAGAAUGAUUAAAGAAAUGAUCAAAGAUGUAAAAAAAGAAUUGGAACACCAGAUUGGCGGAGCUUCUUGGUUAGAUAGAAAAGGAAAGGAUGCGUCACAAUUGAAGAUCACACAUUUAAACGAAUUUAUUGGACCUCCUUUGUGGUUACGAAAUGCCACAUUAAUUAAUGAAUAUUAUGGAACGCUCAGUAUUGGAGACAGCCAUUUCAGAAACAUUCUCAACCAAAGGAUGUAUGACGUGCGAAAUACAUUAAACCUGUUGGCAGUGCCAGUAAAUCGACUUGCAGAUUCAGUCAUAUGGCCCUAUGGAAUCGCAAAAGUGAAUGCGUACUACAAUCGCCGGCUCAACGCUCUGAUCAUACCGUUAGGAGUGAUGCAGCCACCAUUUUUCAUGAACGAUACUCCCGAAAAUGUUCAGUUCGGUGCUCUUGGUACUGCGAUAGGACACGAAUUGACGCAUGGUUUUGACGAAACAGGCCGUCGGUACGCUCAUGAUGGGUCACGCAUGAUGUGGUCCAGCAAAUCGGCCGAGGCAUUCAGAAAACGAGCACAAUGUUGGAUCGAUCAAUUCAACGAGUAUACAUAUAAAGAAUUGGAAGAGUUCGGUCGAACCGUUCACUGUGACGGUGCAGCAACCGAAUCGGAAAACAUGGCAGAUUCGGUUGGAAUGCAAUUAGCUUAUGCAGCCUUCAAAGCCCGAAAAAAAGACUAUCAGAAAUUACCUGGUCUGAGCACUUACACCGACGAUCAAUUAUUCUUCUUGUCGUACGCCAAUAUGUGGUGUGAGUAUAGAGAUUUGGACAGCUUGAUGUACUUCUCGGAGAUAUCGAAAGAACACAGUAUCGGGGAACACCGAGUCAUCGGUGCGGUGUCGAAUAUGAAAUCGUUUAGUGACGCAUUUCAAUGCUCUAAGGACAGUCCUAUGAAUCGGAAACGGAGGUGCAGCUUAUGGAAGUGAAUACAUUAAACUCAAUGAAUCAGAAAUCGAAAAAUGCAAUAAAACAUUCGUAUACUAGUGCUGUGUAACAUUCUGACGAAUUUCAUUAAUACAAAACGAGGUAAUAAAAUUGCGUCUUCAGAGAAAUUGUAAA